Oncorhynchus masou masou (cherry salmon) is the source of this 7116-nucleotide messenger RNA. It is a transcript of the gene mslna, whose product is annotated as mesothelin a. Gene Ontology annotation, cellular component: cell surface. NCBI's taxonomy places the organism in Eukaryota, Metazoa, Chordata, Actinopteri, Salmoniformes, Salmonidae. The record is from RefSeq and is a predicted model, not a curated record. Gene Ontology annotation, biological process: cell-matrix adhesion. The transcript is spliced from 55 exons. Bases 39 to 6788 code for a protein of 2249 amino acids.
ACAUCGUCAGCCAGUUAGGUCAGUUCUUGGAUGAACCAAUGACUUGUGGUGGCAAAAUGAGACAUCGUGGGUAUUGUCUUGCCCUCACCUUAGCUGUCCUGGGAUCAGGUUUCUUCGCCGUUGGGUCAGCCCAGUGUAUUACAUUGUGCGAUGGGGGAAAUAGCACCCAUGGAAACUCCACCGGUGGAAUGUGUAGCAGGACUGAGGGUUCGUGUGCUCCCUUUUCAAAUGCUACAUUUGACAGCUUCCUAAGCUGUGCUGGGCUGAGGAGGAUUAACGACACCCAGGAGCACAUUAACAGGCUCAAAGAAAUUAUGGACGUGGCCUUUCAAUUCUACUCAGACUCCUUCAUGAGUUUGAGCAGGGAUCUGCAGCCCAUCCUGGAGCUGAUCAAGGGACUCAGCUUCAAUGCCUCAAAGCCCAGGUUCCACGACGUCAACUUCACCAGAGUGUGGUUCCGGCUCAAGCUCAGGCCACGCCUGGCCUCUGUCACCGAAAGCCUCCUCGCCUGUCUCAGCACCAGCGACCUCACCUGCCAGACCUACCAGGCUCUUGUGAAUGAAUUGGAUAUGAAUAUCCUGAGUAUGGACCCUCAACGCCAAAGGAUAGUCUACAUGUCCUUCAUGCGCAGGUUUCUCGAGAGAAAUGAUACAGCAGGAUGCUCCAUCCAUGGGAACAACAGUGAGCAGUGGCUGAUGCGGAACUUUGGAUCCUUCUCUACCUUGGUUGACUAUGAAGACUUCUUUGCACUGAACAUUCAUUUCAGUGGUCUAUCAGUCCUGGCACUGCUGAGCCCGGAACAGAAGGCAGAGUUGGUUCUUCACCCCGGAAAUGGAGACCUGGACAAUGGCACUAUCAGCCUGGUCUUCCAGAGUCUGCUUGGGCCUCUAAUAAACAAUGCUCACUUGAAUCAGUCGAUGUACAAUGCAACAAUGAUGUCCAACAUGACUGCUGGCAAUGCCACAGGACCACAUGAACUUGACAUAACUCUAAAUGACUUCCUGUCAUUCCUGAGGCCCUUGGGUAGUUUCAUCAAGACUUUGGUGGGCAGCAUUCAAGUGAGGAAUGUGAGCUCUGAGAGACAGCAUGUUCUGGCCCAGGCAGUAGUGAACUGGAUCCUGGCAGAGCUGGCUGGACACAUCUCCCCCAACUUCACACUGACAAAUGAGACCAUCCCCAGCCAGACUCCCUCUCUCAGCAACUUCAACAUCACCAGCCUUAAGGACUGGUUCCAGCAUGUGGUCCUCCCUGCCCUGAACCGCUUCCAGCUCAACAACCAGACUCAGAUCCCACACAACCUUACUGCUGUCUUCAACCAAGUCUUCUCAUUAAAUCCUCCAAUGGGUUCUAACUCUUCCAUGUAUUCAAUGGUUGGUCCCAUGGAUGUCUGUCACAUUGGCAACAAUGAUGAUACGUGCUCGGUGUCCCAUGCAGCAGAAAACCUGGCUGUGGUCCUGAGAUGUGUGCCUCAUUCUAACCUGAGCCUCACUGGAGAAAAUCUGAAACUAUUGGUCACAGAGCUAUCCAAGACACUGACAGGACCACACACAAUGAUGAAUGACAGUUCGGGUUGGCCCAACCUCACAGACCAGCUUCCGACAGAUGGAUUCAGUGCUGAGAACCUUGGUGAUGAGAACUUCAUCCGCUUCUGGUUCCUGAUCAGACUGCGGCCCUUCCUACCUUCAGUGUCAGAGGAGUACCUAUCCUGCCUCAGCACUAGAGACUUCAGCUGUCAAGCCUACCAAGCCCUUGUCAUGGGGCUGAGUGAUCACAUCUGGUCGAUGGAUGAGAUGAGACAGAAACUGGUCUACACACGCUUCAUUCACCCAUUCCUCUCACGACACCGAUAUUCAGAUAUGAUGGGAUGCCCUUCAAAUGGGAGUUUGGAUUCAAUUAAGAGACAUUUUGGGAGAUUUUCAAUUUUCGCACCGCUACAGCACUUCUUUGAUGUGCAAAGAAACUUUUCUGCACUGGAGGCCCUGCCAGCUCUCUCUCCAAAGCAGUUAGCAGAACUGGUGCUGAUGCCUCACACUCCAACUCCACAGAGAGAUGACAUCAUCAACAGAGUCUUUGACCACCUCCACAAUGACACCAGACUCCGAGACUUCCUCCAUGAGCUGCAGAUGCUAAUAAGAGGGGCUAACCUUGAGUGUGAGUCUUUCACAAGCAUAUUCAACAGGCUGGACAGGGCUGCUACAUCGGCCCCAUCUGAUUUGGGACCAGUCAUCAGAGACACACAGGACUCCGUAAUGGAUGCUGCCCCUCCGGGUUGCAACGUCGUUCCCUUUAAGUUUGGGUGCUCUAUGACCCCCCCAGUCAAUGAGAGCCACAUCUGUGCUGGAGUGAAUACAACUAAUCUGGAAAACUACAUUGCUGGCACGAAUAUGACCCUUAUGCUCUGCAACUUUACCAUCCAACAUUAUGCUUGCCUGCCUCAGCGUACCCAGCUAAAACCAGAGCAACUCUCUGAGAUCCUGCAAUGCAAACUGUCAGGCAACCUGACCUAUCCCCAAAAAAUGUGGAAGUUGUUCUUCACCAAAUAUUCUGCAAUUCUUGAUGAGGCUCUUCACAGGUUUUCAAACAUGUCUUACCAGCCCAGCGGCCCAUCCAUCUCCCUGGCGCUAGAUGUAUUUGGGGAGGUAGUUAUUGACCAGUUUAGUCAACAUGACCUGAGAAGCCCAAACCACACCCGCAAGUGGUUUCUGACGAAUCUUCGACCCUUCCUCCCGCAAGCCUCCAGAGAGUUCCUGUCCUGUCUUAGCACCAAGAACUUCACUUGUGGGACCUACCAGAUUUUAGUGGAAGCUCUAGGUCGUCAACCAGCUAACCCUAACCCAGCUAACUCAGCUAUGGACAGACAAAGACAGCUUUUGAUCUACACUGAUUUCAUUGAGCCCUUCUUGAAGCGCAAUGACACCGAAGACCCCAACUGUGUCAACAACUCAAACAACAGCACUGACUGGCUUAAAAAGUACUUUGGGCGGUUUGUUGGUUUUGCACCCCUAGAAGAACUCAAACGACUGCAUGGAAACUUCUCAGUGGUGGAUGUCCUGCCUAUGCUGAGCCCCGUGCAGCUGGGGGAGGUGGCCUCCACCCCUGGUCAGCUCAGAAACCCUGGAGAUGUCCACAUGAUACUGAUUCAUGUGCUCCGCAGAGAUCUGGGCGAGUUCUUUGACAUUGUUUCUCCAGCUGUUGAGGGACUUCACCUUCCGGUGGAUGUGCGUCAGGUGCUCCUCCAGCAGGUGUUUGACAAUGCCAACCUAUCAGAUCCCUCCAUCAAAGACCCUGAGGUGCUGGUGUGGUUGGGCCAGAGACUCCGCCCACUUUUACCCAACCUGACAGAGGAGCAUGUGGCCCCCCUCUUCAACAUCGUCAGACACAGAGGCUGCAACAUCAGCCAAGAAACAGUGGCGUUGCUGAACUCUAUCCUACCAUCGCUGUCCAACGGCACACAGGCUGCUGUCCAGCAUCAAAUAAUCAUGUCUCUCAGAGAAUCAACUCCACUACGUUGCUAUAGGAACAACAGCUUCUUCAUGUUCCUGACACAAUCCUUCCUCAACUUUACAUUCCCAAAGUUGACCAACUUCCUCUCCCUUAUUCCACCACAGCGGGAAUCUGAGCUGCUCAACACCAUACAUCCCUCAGAGCUCGGCACCUUCCUCAGGAAGCCAGAGGUGGUGGACAACAAGACUAAGCUCUGCACAAUCUUCCGAAACUACAAGAAAACUCCUGAGUUCUUGGAAACCGAGAAUCUUCCGGAUGAUGUGAAGGGUCCAGUCCUGCCCUGCGUCUGGCCUUUGGCUCUGGCCACUGAUGACAAGGCUGAGGUUGACCGCUGGUUUGACAACAGACUGAGUAACUACCUGAAGUUCCUCAACAGAGCCCUGCUCCAGUCCUCUGACACACUCAACGCCUCCUGCUUACCCUUCAGGAGACUUGUGUCUCUACUGGGAUUCAAUCUCACUUUCAAUGGCUCAGCCAUAACUCAAGAUGAUGCGUACAGCACCAUAAAGACCUACCUUAACACGGGAAGUUCAGCAGCACCCAAGUGUUAUAGUCCCACUGACCCAAAUCUCAACUCCACUGCCUGGUUCCUUAACUACAUUGGUGUGUUCAUCACUUUUGUGACCGUUGAAGACUUCGACACGUUUGGCUCAGAGUCAACGCUACAACUAUUUGCCGUGAACCCUGUCAACAUUAAGUUGUUCAAUUUCGCUGGAGCUCCUCAAAAUCUGACUAAACGCUUUACUGAGCUUAUCUUCCUGCAGAACUCCAACUUCCUACCACUGCAGCUUCCACCACACUUACAAUGUUUUGUACCAGCAUCAGCUUACUCUAAACUCAAUGAGUCAGAGAGUGUGGUUGUCCUGGGCAACCUGAACCAAUCCUGUACUAACGUGGACUCAGAUAUUUCUUCCGCACUGGCAUCGAAUAUCCAAAUUGUCAAUCCGGCAUCAAUCACGGCCUUGGGCCCACAGGUCACAAGUCUGACCACUGGACAGAUCACUAGAGCCCCGCCCAGUGUGAUUUUACAAUCCCUGAGUAAUCUGAGCAGUGUUUCUGGAUGGAACUUGGGACAGUCCUUGUUCAUCAUACAGAUUCUCAUCACCCAAAACUACCAGAUAAGCAAUAGCGACAGUUUAAUAAACCUGGGCUCUUUAGUGGGAGGUCUUCCUACCCAAACACUCAUCGCAAUACCUGCGCAGCAGGUUCUAACAACAUCCGCCAACCCCAAAUUUGUUACCAACAUGCUGACUGCUCCAACAAUUGUGCAACAGAUCUAUGUUAAUAAGAUCAUCACAGUCGACAUGAGACCAACGGAGCUGAUAGUCAAUGUCCCAGAUGAAAUGGCAACCGAAAUUCCCAGGAAUCUACUGAAUUUCCCAACAACUGGAAAUCAAACACUCACUGCUCUGAACAUCAACAAGAAGAAAUGGAAACCUCAGCAGGCUGUGCUGUUCUUUGAUACAGUAGCAAAUGGAUUGAAUGAGCCUGAUGACCUUUCUGAGUAUGUGCUUCAAGGAUUCACUUGCUCUCGUGUCCAGACUUUCAACAAAAUAAAAAUUCAACGUCUCAUCAGAGCUUGCAGACGUAGGUCCGGUCGAAGAAAGGUGGUUCUCAAGGAGACACAGCUUACUUGCAUGUGGAACAACAUCAAAGGUGAAAGUCCUCAAGAUUUUGUCAACUAUCCAUCAGAUAUGUUGCUGUAUUACAGCUACACUAGCAUACAACAGACCAACUGCAGAUCCUACUUCAUUGAAACAGGACGAGCAGACUUCUCCGUCCUGUCCAGCACGUUGGAUGGAAGAAAGGUUGAUCUACUGAACAAUGCCAAAAAGUGCCUGAACAUCACAGGGACACAGCUCAGUCGAGAUAAUCUCGAGGUCCUGGGCAACAUGGCAUGUACUCUGGAUGAGAACUACAUUCAGAGCUCUGACUCUUACAUCCUGGAGAAACUGAAGAACUGCAAUGACUUCUCCGAUCAGCAGAUUACAGCUAUGGAGACAGUUAUCUGCAGUGGCAACACCACAUAUGGAAACCCAAGCACAUGGACUGAAAAAACUCUAGAGCAGCUUGACAUUCUUCCACUGUACUUAACAGAGAACUUCUGGAAACACAUCAGCACGCGGAACAAAAGUACGUUCCUGAAGAAAUUCAUGAAAAGACUACGUACAAACAAGACAAUGAAGAGGAAACUGAAGAAGCUGUUCAAAGAAUGCACCAUGUCUUUGAGAUCCAAACGAAGCACUGUAAAUGCAUGUCCAGACUCCCUUGGCAACAUUACUCAAGUGACCAUAAGUAAUGACGCAUUCCCCUUUGGGUAUGACAACACCACGUUCAACCACUGUCUGAGUGCCCAAGUAGUAACGGACAAUCUGGCCAGCCUGACUGAGAAGGUAGAUGAUGAUGACAUGCAAAAGGUCAUUUUGGAGAAGCUACACCAGGCGUACCCCAAAGGUCUCUCAGACCAGCAGGUUCAGGUGCUUGGGUCGGUGUCUCGCGUGGCUUCCAUGGAGCAGAUUAACAAGUGGAACAUCACUACACUGGACACGCUAGCAGCACUGAUGGACAAUGGCAAUGGAGAAUGGGACUCCGCCAAAGCCAAAGUUAUUUUCACCAAGUUCUUAAGUGCUGGCAAUUCGCUUGGUGCCUCUGCACUGAAUUCAAUUGGAGGGCCUAACCUGUGCGCACUGGACCUCAGUGUGUUGCAAGGCAUCAGAAAUGACAGUCUCCGAGAUGCAGAUGCUCUGGAAAUCACUAGCUGUUCCUCAGCGCAUAAGAAGGCCUUCUUUGCAGUAGCUGAGACCGCCUUUCCUAUCAACUUCGCCUUUCCUAUCAACUUCGCCCAAACCCGUGCCACUGCAGAUCAGCUAACAUCCUACCAGCUUAUUCAGACAUACCUGGGAGGUGCCAAUAUCACCUACAUACGGAGUCUGUCUAGGGUCAAUAUUAGCAUGGACAUCAACACUUUCAUUGGUUUGGAUUCAGCUGUCGUCCAGGCUCUUAGUGUGAGUGAAGUGUCUGGACUCCUCGGCUCCAACCUAAAUGACCUGAAAACCUUUGAGAAUAACACUGUAGUGCAGAACUGGGUCUCAAAGCAGUUACAGUCUGAGCUUGACAAGCUGGGUAUCGGUCUGACUGGAGGAAAGGUGGAUUCAAACACCACCCCCAUGAUAACAAAUACUGCCACCACCAUCCCCAAUACAACUUCCGGCCAGAGCAGAGGCACAUAUCCAGUUCCUCUGCUUUUCCUGUUUGGUCUCUUGUUCAUUGUCGUGCAAAUGUAGAUUCUAACAUUGCAAUAGAAGCAUUAUAAUUUAGGCCAGGUUACAAAAUCAUUUCACGUUAUAAUAUUACAUCUAUUUUUGUCAUCUAUUUUUAAAGAAGAAAUUAAAGCUGACAUUAUAUUUGACAGCCAAAUGAGUGCAGUAUGCAAUAAAUAUGCCAUAUAAUAUAGUGUUUUAUCAACUACAUUGCUCCAAUUGUAUUUUCUAUUGGUUAAUCAUUAAUAUUAAUAUAUCUACUGUAGGCUUUUAUUUUUAUAUAUAUAUGAUUUUUGUUUAUUUCAUUUUGUAUGUUGGGAAUGGGAAAGAAAUACACAUUAAUAUGAGGGUG